UUAGGAAGUUAAAAAACACAUAGCUAUACAUGUCGACUAGAAAUACGUCCGCAAAAUAAACCGGAAAUAUUGUGCAAUUGUGAAACUAUGUUAAUGGAGAACAAAUAUACGUUCCAGCAUCAGGUACUUGUCGUAUGAAUGGCACAAUACUUUUGUUCCACUUUAAGUAAAAUAAUUUCAGUGCAUUUUCUCCGAUAAAAUGCUAAAUAAUUAUGUUGCGAAAGUGUUUUCGACAACAAACCACCUAAAUCACAUGAACAUUUUUGUAUUCCAUAAUAAUGUGCGUUGCGUGCGCAACCCCCAACCACUGAUAAACAUUUCGGUAUGUAAGAUGAAAAACAUCAAUAAAUGCAUGCGUGAAAAAGGACGACUGCUGUUCGUGAUUUACGGAAAAUGAUCCAACGAACAUAAGGAUGGUGGCAGACAGUAGAGUGAAAUUUUUGUUCGUGGGACAUUAAAAAAAAACCGUCGGGUAUUUGUGUAUUCGAAUGAAGUUUGUGAAAAAAUUUUCCGCAACGAUUGCUUCAAUAAUGUUUAUUUAGUGAUGCCAAAGUCAUUAGAAUCGUCCAACACUGAGUUGGGUAGUGAAAAUCAGGUUGAAUUAGCCGAGCGUGGAUUAAGUGCUGGAAAAAAGUAUCGUCAUCAAAACUACAGCAAGAACAUAUACAUCGGAACGAAGAAUGCGGAAAAAUGGGAGCUUACAAGGACAAAGCUUUCAUUUAAAAAUGAUGUCGAAUUUGUCACAUAUUUGCUUGCACUGGCUGAAAACGAUUUUGCUAAUAACGAUGGCAGGCGAAGUAACAACAUUGGUAGCAAUUUUCCGAUUCACAGCAAUGAACAGAAUGCAAACGAUAAAUUGGCAAAUGAAAAUUCAACGGAUGAUGUCGAUAAGCCACGUAUUGCCAAAAAGGUAAAGAAAGUGCAUUUCGCGGACUCUGUAAAUGGAUUGUCGAAUAGCUCAAAGGGGAAUCCAGAUUUUGCUGCGUUACGAAAAUCGGAACAAUCGAAUUUCUCGGUAUUGUGUCACAAUUCCCAGGAUGCACAAGACAAUUCGAUAUCGAGUACACUGGACACUUACCAUGAAUCGAACAAUAUACCGGAAGUAUUGGACUGUCGAAUAGCUGAGAAAAUUAAAAGUGAAAUGGAACAGAAGUUUUUGAGUGAAAGUGAAAUGCUAAAAACCAGAUCGGAUGAGGUGCUGUGCUUGACUACGACGAAUAAAGACAAAACACGGUCAUUCGAUUCGGUGAAAGACGCUGUGGUCGAAAAGAAGUCGAAAAAACGAACAACUAAAUGCAGUAAACCCUCGCCGGAAGUUGAAGAGUAUCAAGUGCAACGAAAUGGUAAAUCUGGUUUGAAAAUCUCUAAAGUUAAACCGGAAGCAACGGGUGAUACUGGCGCAUUCAAUGAAUUUGACGAUGACGAAGAAGAUGACGACGAGGAUUUUGACGACAAAUCCGAUCUAAUUGAUUCGGACAGAGAAGAUGAAUACGACUUUGAGAGUGACGAUAAUAAUGUGCUGAAUGAAGGUGACGACGAAGACGAUGAAAAUAGUUUAGAUAAUGAAAGUGAAGCUCAAACAUUCAAUUUUUGUCGCUAUUGCUCGGAAAUUCAUGUGCCAGAAGAAUGUCCAUUCCGAACGUGCCAGUCAUUUAUCGCGGACAAAAUUGAUUUUAUCACUUGGACGGAUAAGUAUUCUUCGGUUGUGCAGAAAGCAAUCAAAAUCGAAAACAGUGAAACGGAAAACGCCGACAUUCUGAGUCAGUCUCCAUCAACUCAAACUCCAUUCUCCGAAUGCUCACUUCCCGACAAAUUCGAACUUAAACUAUCCAACGCUCAAGUAUCUGGCGUUAUAGCCAAAUCAUCGAUUCCGAAAUACACAAAAUUGGGCCCGUUAAUCGGACAGAAAAUCAGCGAAGUCGAUAUAGCUGAUGACUGCACAAUGAAAUUUAUUAUCGAGGCCUAUGAUGGCACAAAAUCGACCUACUACUCGUUGGACGAUGAAAACAAUUCGAAUUGGUUGAGGUAUAUACGGCCAGCCAAUACGAAAACUGAAAGGAAUGUGGCCGUGGUGAUAAGUGAUAAGAAUGUGUUUUUCGUUACGAGUGCAACAGUUGAGGACGGAGAUGAGCUGGUCUACUGGAGUGACGAUUGUAAUUCGGCGUGGGGAAAGAAGAAAAUUGAAAAAAUGAAUUGUGGAGGCUGUAAUCUCAAAUUCGAUCAUCCAUUGUAUUAUCGAAAUCAUUGCUCAAUUUUUCACGAUCCAUCAUUUAGUUUGACCAUUCGAAAAUAUCAUUGCAAGAUAUGCGGCGCGUCUGUGCUUGGAAAGGAAAACAUCACUAAACAUGCCGCACAAAUGCACGAUGGGAAAGGAGCAUAUCAAUGCCAAUUCUGUAAAAAGUUUUUCUUAAGACUCAAUUACCUAGAAAUGCAUCGUACCUAUGGCUGUAGUGCCAAUCCACAACGGGCAAGACCACUAUGUGAUUUCUGCGGUCGAAAAUUCUGUCAACCGCAAAAGUUGAAAGUUCACAUAAAGAGAAUGCACAGCGACAUGGCUGACGUUCUUCGUGACUUCCAAUGUAAGCUUUGUUCGAAAUUGUUGGGCUCUCGGGCUGCUCUACAGCGACACUCCAAAGAGGUGCACAGUCGAAAUUCAGCAGUCGUUAGUUGUCCACGAUGUCAGAAACUGUUCCAAAAUCGAAGCAACUUAAAAAUUCACAUGCUCACCCAUAGUGGGGUUAGACCGUUUAAAUGCAUCGAGGGUGAAUGCAACGCUGCAUUUACAACGAAACAAUGUCUUCAAUUUCAUUAUAAGAAAGUUCACAACUACGCUCAAGAACAAAUGCCAAAAAUCGAAAGAAGUGUGGCAUACACCUUUGAUGCAUACUCCGGUGGCAUGAAAGUGGAAUAUUUGGAACAAGCACCGCGGAAACGUCGAAAGAGUUCGGACGAUCAAAACUCGGUCCUCAGUUCGGUGGCACACGAUAAGUCUGAAACAGAAUUUUCGGAAGACAAUAUCUUCGAGAAUUUCAAGAAAUCUGGGAAAACCAUCAGCAAUUUAUGCAAAACCGAAUCAAAUUUGUCACUGCUGUCGUCUCGGAUAUCUUCCAUUUUGGAACAUGGCAUUAAGCAACGAAAGAAGGAUAGAAAGCCAAAAGCGCACAAAUUACUGUCUGAUGAGACUGCGCCUAGAACGAAUAGCGUAAUUGACGAUGCAGAAGAAUCGGUGGCCAUUGAAAAUAAGGCUCAAGAGGAAUUUCUACAAACGUUUCAAAAACGUCAGCAAAGCAAACAGCUUAGCCUCAUUGAAUCGUUUCUUUCAACCGCUGCGCCACGAACUCAAGAUGCAGUAUUACCGCCAAAUGACAACGGGGAGAGUGACUAUAAGGCAAACGAACACGAUACACAGAUUCGAGAUUUAAGUGUUAGCUCCAUAACGAAUCCCAUCGCCAGUAAAGGAAGCAGAAAAUGGAUGAGCACGGAAAAUCCGAACCGCGAAAAUGACUCCGAGCUGCAUAGCAAACUGAGCCAGCCGAAUCGAGAUUUUCUCACAAGACUAAUCAUGAACGAAUCGCAACACGAAGACGAUGAUGAAAAUUCAACAUUUUUAGAUGUUGUCGAUAAUGGCCAAACAAUAUCACAGUAUUCCAAUUCCAUACAUCCGACGUCCAACAAUCUACCUCAACUUCCACAUCUUUCGUCAUUAUCGCAUUUACACGCACAACCUUUUGGUGGUCCGUACUACAACAAUCCACCAAAUUGUUCAAAUCGUAAUUCGUCGUCGUCAGCUAGCAUGCUGGUAGAAGCAGCCCUGAGUUCCGUCGGAAAUAUGAUGAAUGUCGAUAACGAUUUAUCGAAAAAUAGUCGUAACGACAAUCACUUGGAUAACAACGACAAUAUGAACAAUUCGAUGGACAUAGACAUGGCGUCGCUACGAAGCGAACAUAACAAUUCAACGCCACAGGAAAACCGAUUCAUUCAAAACAUGAGCUCGAUCGAAAACGAAAUCAAAAUGAUGAAAAAUCUCACCAAUUUCUCACUACAAAUACCGCAUUUCGAUCAAUCGGCAUCCACCAUCAACAAUCAAACACCCACCCAUGCAUCUCCCAUCGAUAACAAUUUACCUCAGGACGAUAUUGAUGUGGACACAGCAUCAACGCCACACACAAUUGAGCCCAGCGAUAAACUGUAUCAAGAUAAUGAUAAUUUUGUUAGCCAGCAUCAAACACCACCGACGCCGCAUGUUCUCUCGCCAGGUCGUGAUUAUGCGAUGUACAAUUCAUCGAAUAAUGUUUCGUCACCGAUAUCACAAUUGUCUCGGCGAAACUAUCCGGAACAUGAACUCAUAUCGCCGGCAUCAUCGCCAGCACUACCGAGAUACUCAUACCGACAAGACAUUUGUCGAAAGCGUGACCUGGACGAACAAGUCCAUAAUAUGUCGGUAAUUGAUGGAAGGAAUAGUCAGCAUCAUAUGUCCAGUGAUGAUGAAAAUAGUAUCAUGGCUCAGAAUCUUAGCAUGGGCAAUCAUAAUGGAGGUGACGAAAUGAGAUUGAAAUUCAGUGCAACCCAAAUGGAAUUGAUGUAUUCAUCUAAAUAUGAAAACGGAACCGGCAAUGACGAUAUUUCCGAUCUGAGAUCGAAAUACAUGGACCAGAACGUGGAAUCAGGUUUUCGAAGUAAUGGCAUAUCCGAUGGACUGAAUGAUAUGCAGGGAUUGGAUAUGACAUCCAGAACGAAUUUGAGUAGUGGCUUCCAUCAUAAUUUUCAGCUUGCAAGUAGUAAUUCGAAUCUAAACAUCGGUAGAUACCACCAUCAUAUCUACGACAUUCUCUCCGAACGAGAACAGCAACAGGAGCAAUUGCAACAGCAACAUCAGCAGCACAUGCAGCACAUGUUACAGGAUCAAAUGUCGUCAGAACAGGAACAAGACCAAACCACUUCGGUGGAUUUGAGUCUGAUGACGAGUCGACAAGUGGUGUCGUCACAAACAUCAUUGCCAUACUCGCACAGUGAAAUGCUGCGAAUGGCAUCCCUAGAUUUAGCUCAAAACGCAACGUCGGGAAUGAUCAGCAAUCGAACAUUCCUGUCACCUCACAAUUCACGCGAAGGAUUGGACCACCAUCGGUUUCUGUCAUCAGCCGAUCAACGACUACUACCAAAUGGUGUGGCAUCCGAUCAUCGGCUCCUCGUUGAUCCAACGGCUCAUUUACUUAUGGAGCAGAACUCCAGACACAUUGACUCGAGACUUUUAUCUGCCGAACAACCGCGCAUUAUGGCCGAUUCGACGACAAACAGGCACAUGGUAUCGCCGAGAGGAUUUGGAGCUUAUCAGGUUUCAACCACAAACUAUCACCAUUCCGUUAGGCCAUUAACGUCACCCAGUCAUCAUUCGGUGAAUCCACCAAAUUAUCAUCCCUUUCCAUCAUUCUAUUAAGGUGUUAGCUACUCUAAACUGGAAUCAUUCAAUUUCAUUGGGUACUUUCACUGUAAAUAUGCAAGUUUGUUGCUUGUUUGCUAGUGUAGACAAGUUGAGCGAAUUGAUCGAAGAUUGUGUAACGUUUGCUGAUAUUUUGGUUUGUAGUACUCGAUGUGAUCGGGACAUAAUUAGGGGAUUGUUAGACCAUCAGUAUUUAUUUUGACCGAAGCCUUUGGUCAAUACAAUUCUUAGCCAAUCAUAGCUUUCGAAUCCUUUGUCUUCCUUUGAGAAGCAUAGCAUUAGUCACUUUUAUACACUGGGACCAACAAGUUGACUUUAUGAUUAAGGUAGAAUGGCUUCAAUUAUAUUCCAAUUAUUGUCUUGGUGCAACAGGAGGAGGAGUGUAAACAGUAGUGGGUGAAAAAAUCACUUGCUAUUCGUUUAGCAUGUAGUAGUACAUUACGGCAUUGCUUGGAAGUUUGUUGUUUUGGAGAGUUUGUGCCUUUCAAAGCGAACACACAGCCAAGUACUUAACUAGCAAAUACCGUAAUGUAUUACAGCAUGUUAGCGUCCCGUAAGCAUUAGAAUAUACCGCUCGGGAUAUUAUUAAAAAUAGUGUCUUCAGCAUUAAUUCCCACUUGGCCUGCGGAACUGCACACACUCUUGUUGCGUAAAAAUAACUAAUUCCUGCAAUUAUGAGUUUUUAAUAAAAAGGGCUAGUCAAUUCAGCAAUAAAAUUUUGGAAGGCCUUGUAAUUUGGAAUUCUAAAAUUCUAAGAACACUAAUUCUGCAAUGAAUACUUCAGGAAGUUUUCAGAAAUUUUAGAACUCAAAUUCCGAAUACGAAUGAUCCCGGAUACAAGAGACUAGAAACUACCCUACAUAUUUGAUGUAUACACAUAAAUUUGCGUCUAAAAUUUGUUAAAACCUUCGCUCCAGUCAAACACAUUAAAAAUCUAACUUUGUAUUGAUGUUCUACGGCUAAUUUGUUCUUUCGAAUGCGAAACAAUAUGAAUAGCAUCGCGAGGGUAUGCCUAAACUAAAAUGCUAGAGAUUUUAAUGUUUAUUCCAACUCAAAGAAAAAUGACGUGCACGUUUUGCAUUUAAUAAUAUU
Messenger RNA from Bradysia coprophila, 6529 nucleotides. RefSeq lists its product as uncharacterized. Gene Ontology annotation, molecular function: protein binding. Lineage: Eukaryota; Metazoa; Arthropoda; Insecta; Diptera; Sciaridae. The record is from RefSeq and is a predicted model, not a curated record.